AUGGAUUCAGGUGGUAACAACAAUGGGUUUGCAAACAACUCCAUGUUUGCGGAUAGUCAGCAAUUCAAUGCAUAUGACAACCUGAGCCUCUUUCAGAACGGAGUCGAUUCCACUUUCACCGAUGCUAGCUGGGGCGUAAACGCCAGCGACUAUCCCAACCAGAACCAGUCACGUGGCCAGCAGUCAGCGCCAAGCUGGCAACAAAAUGCGAACCAUUUGUCUGCCCAGUCUGCAAACCCAGGCUACAGCGGCCAGGCAUCGCCUUACGGACGUCCCAUCACCCAGAGUCCUGCUCCGUACGCCCAGAACGCCUUCAACAAUCUCGGCGCGCAGCAAAACUUCCAAUACCGGCAACAGCAGUACGACCCAUCACUUGGCAAGAGACCCAGCAACAAUGGACAGAACUUCAACCUGCCAAUGCACGGCUACAAUUCGCCGGUGCCAAACAGCGGCACCAUCACGCCGCAAGCUCUCAACCGCCCAGCUCCACCUUCGCCAUUCCCAGGCAACCCUUAUGGUGGCAGUGCAUAUCAGCCAAACUAUGGCUAUCUUCCGCCAAACCGGCCGCAGUCGACGAAUCCCCAGGCGCGACCCGUGGAUGGGCGGGCUCUUGCUGCUUCGAUACCGCAGGGAUCCGACUCGGGCAUGUUCAGCGUCAUCGACCUGAAUGGACUUUCCCAAGCCACCAGCUCAGAGAGAAUGGGCAAUUUCGUCAAUGUUGGAAAGGAAGCACUAGAGUUCGACUGCUCGAGGAGCGCAGUGCCAGCAUACGUCCCACGCAAGUCUCGCAACGAGUUGAGAACUCUCGCUGGCAACAAUCCCAAUGCGCUUGCCAAGAUCGGCAAGAAGCCGAAGGUUUAUUCAAGUUAUAACAGGCCACUGCUUACAUCAGACGUAGCGGGUGCACAACGUGUGCUAGACGAGCAGUCGUCUCCCAGCUCUGACGAGACCUCAUCCGACGACGAUGUUUCGGAGUACUCCGAUGAUGACGAAGCUUCAGAUUCACCACUUCCAGCAAAGCGACCGGACAAUCCCAAAGGCGGCAUCGAACACGACACGAUAAAGGCUCUUUGGCGUAGCAAGCGAAAGUCGCUCGAUGGUGACACUGUUCGGAGGUGUCUUGUUGAUUUCUGGGAAUUGAUCAAGACAGUCCGAGAUCGCUGGAAGAGCGAUUCUGCAGCUUAUGCAGAGGCAGAAGAGAAGAAGCGGACUGGUGAGUUGCCUCUGCUCCAGAGCCGGGUAAAGGACGGACGUGACAUGAUCGAGGUGGCCUUCCGGACUGCGCUCAAGCAUGGUCAUCGCGGAAUUGUUGAAUUGUGAGUAUCUUCCCCUUCCCGUUUUCCCCCCACCCCCUGGCGCCAGAAGUAGUGGCAGCAGCAGCAGCAGCAGCAGCAGCAGCAAAGAUGCAUUCGUAAGCGUAACCGCUUGCGUUUGCGAUGGCCGCCACGAUUGAGAUGAAUGCUGUGAUAAUGGGAGAGCGCCUUGGCCAGGCUGUGGCGAAGUCUAUCGCGGACGUGUUUGUGUAGUUUUGCGUGCGCACUAUCACUCUGACUCGUGGCUCGACCUGACACUGUCCAAUCCGUCGACAUACACGCCUUAAAUAGCUUUCAUCACUUCAAGUGGGAGGCAGUGGGAAGCCAUUGUGGCUUCUAAAACGAUGCCACAUUACAUGUGCUGACUUGCUCCUGUUAGACUCGCCGAGAAUGUCGCGCUUGUCUUUCUCUGUUACCAGUUUCUGCUCGAUCGCCUUAAGGCCGAAGAUUGCAAUGGCAGUCUCUCCCGCGCGAUUCUGGAAACCAUGAGCACAUUCACUACUUUGACCAAGUCGAAGCUUGAGAAGAUUCACCUUGACAAGAUUCUUCCACGUGUCCAAAAGAAAGGAGAUGCCAAGACCCAGCAUUGGGUCAAGAAGAUACUCAGCAAUGCGGAAACCGCGUCGAAAGAAGCAGCCGACAAAGCCGCACAAAAAGAACCCGGCAAAUCAUCAUCUACGACGAGGGAUGGGCCUUCCUCGUCCUCUGCCAAGAAGGGUGGAUCAGAAACAGUUGCAGGCGUCAAGCGUCCUGCCACCGCGACCUUGGGAGAUGGGACAGCAUCCAAGAAGGCUGCCAUAGGUAUGACGAAGCCAACUGCCUCCACUUCGGCAAGCAAGAUCAGCGGCGUAGUGAAGAAACCUCCAGCGCCCGAAGGAAACAAGCCGACUUCUACAGCUGGGUCAACAGCUAUCAAAAAGACCGUCACAGCUGCUAGUAAGUCAUCUGGCUUUUUUUCCAGCUUGCAGUCCGCCGCGAAGAAGCCGGGUACAUCGAUCGCCGACAAAGCCAUGCCGUCGGGCGUCAAGACAUCAGCUACGAGAUCUGCUGGAGCAACCGGCUCUUCUGCACCAAAGCCGGCGUUCUCCUUUGCGGAAACCAUGGCAAAUCUUGCCAAACCAAAGGAGGAGAAGCCGAAACCGAAGCUUGAAAAGGAGGUCCCCCAGGAGACCCCCGAAGAACGUGCUAAGCGUCUUCGGAAAGAGCAACGUCGGAAAUUGCAUGUCCAAUUCAAGCGUGACGAUGAGCUUGUGUCCAUAAAGUAUUUCACGCACGAUCCAGAGGAGGAUAUUGGUCACGAUUCUAGCCAAAUGCGUGACGUGGCCGAUGUAGGAGGGGAGGGUCGCAUGCUCAAGCAGCAACAUCACAUGGACAUUGAUGAUGAAGAUGAUAUGGCUGAGGAAUCCGAGGAACUGAGGAAGCACAAGCCUCCAACCUUGGUCGACUUCAGCGGCGUCGACAAGGAAGAGCGCAAGCGCAACUACGCGCCGUACGGUGGCGGCGAGCUCGAACCAGUAUCAGCCGAGCGAGCGAAGCGUGACCAGUAUGAGAGCAACAAUCUCAUCGUAUUCUAUACAGAUCCUAGCCAGAUUCCACCAAACCCGAAGGAGCCUGCAGAGCCUUACAAUGGCGAUCAGGUGGACACCAUCAAGUACCUCGGUGCGCCGGAAGAGAGAUACGCAGCUCGUGCGCGUGCUAGGAUAGCUCCGACAAACGGACUGUUCUCGGACUACGGCCAAGGGACGGUUGCGCAGCCAACUGCGGCGCCAGGUUCGGACAUAACGUCCAUCUUGGCCACGCUUCAGCAGAAUUCACAGGCACAGACAACGUAUCAACAGCAGCCGCAAGCAGCACCCGUCAUGGGACAGCCAUACAUGGGCGGCCAGCCCCAGCAGACCGCGCAAGGUCUAGGAGGACUUGAUCUCGCUGCGAUUCUGGCAUCCCUACAGCCGAACAAUCAACAACAAGCAAGCUAUGGCGCUGCUGGCGCUCCUUCCAUGAACUUCUUCCCGCCUCAGCCGCAGAUGUUUGGCGCGGCCAGUGCAGGUACUGGACAGGAUCAGGAGGAUGAAGCGUCCAAGAAGGCCAAGAACCCAAACUACAAGACCAAGACGUGUCGAUUCUGGGAGCAAGGCAAGUGUCAGAAAGGAGAUGCUUGCAGCUACCUUCACGAAACGAAAUGA
This is a messenger RNA of Lecanosticta acicola, 3496 nucleotides long. Lineage: Eukaryota; Fungi; Ascomycota; Dothideomycetes; Mycosphaerellales; Mycosphaerellaceae. The record is from the annotation of a GenBank genome assembly.